This is a messenger RNA of Ochotona princeps (American pika), 309 nucleotides long. Its product is annotated as translation machinery-associated protein 7-like. Lineage: Eukaryota; Metazoa; Chordata; Mammalia; Lagomorpha; Ochotonidae. The transcript has a single exon. The record is from RefSeq and is a predicted model, not a curated record. The coding region runs from base 37 to 309 and encodes 90 amino acids.
CUGGAGGCAGAGUCUGGGGAACAGGUGGCAGGCGCCAUGUCCGGCCGGGAAGGUGGUGAAAAGAAGCCCCUGAAGAACCCCAAGAAGCAGGCCAAGGAGAUGGAUGAGAAGGAUAAGGCUUUCAAGCAGAAACCGAAAGAGGACCAGAAUAAACUCCAGGAGUUGAAAGCAAAGGUCAUGGGGAAGGGCCCCCUGGCCACAGGUGGAAUUAAGAAAUCUGGCAAAAAGCUGCUCCUUGCAUUUGAAGUGAUGCUGCCCUUGACCCUACAUGUGUCUGGACAUCCGACAUCCUGGCUGGAGCAUCUUUAG